AUGAUACUGAAAGCCACGAUCGUGUUACUGUUACUUGUGGCCAGUGGUAGCUGCCAGGAUGACUCAUUGGCCGGUAGUUUUCUAUCAGGACUUUUGGACUCCAUCACAAGCACAGAGGACGCCAAAGGAUGCCCGGGAGUGUGCGUGCACACGUUGGCCACACUGAUAUGUUACGAGGUGCUGGACGACAUUCCCUGCCCAUCACCGAGCAUGAAAUGUUGCGUCGAGAGUAGCACUGCCGCCGCAAACAUUUCGACAACGCCCAGGCCGAGGCCAACGACGACCACGCCAAGGCCAACGACAACGACGCCAAAGCCGACGACGGAGUCCAAGAUCAAGGAGAAGGAUAACAAGAAUAACUCCUCCUGUCCGGGUGUUUGUGUUGCGGAUCGCAUUGCCGAGUACUGCGAGGCAUACCUGACAACGGCCGGCCUCUGCAAGAGUGGAUCCAAGUGUUGCGUGUCGCGAGACAUCUAUCCGGACAACGCGCCCGAUGAGCUGUACAUUCCUACGGCGCACUUUGACUCGAAAACGAACAAAACAACCACACCGAAGCCGUACGCAAAAACGACCGAGCGGCCACACACCACCGAAGAGCCCAUCAAGUCGAAAACGAAUCCCACGCCAAAGCCGACACCGAAACCGACGAAACCGGUCGCGCCGUCCAAGCUGAAGACAACCUCGGUCACACUCGCCAACAAUGGCCAGGGACCGGUGUUCAAGGAGUGCGAGGGAGAGUGCGUUAACGGACUGUUUGCGCUGUUCUGCGAUGAUCUGGACAGUGAAGCGUUCUGUCCGAACGAAGGAUCCUGCUGCAUCACCGGUGUGGCGGAGGACAACAAGCAACAGGUGGUGACAACCACGAGACGGCCAGCGACACCGCCCCCAUUGCCACGAUGCCCCGGUUUCUGUCUGCUCAACAUCAUGGCUGCCUUCUGUGAGCGUCCCUCGGUGCUCAUCCCGAACACGGCCAACUGUAAGCGAGGUUCGGUGUGCUGCGACAACACACGCGCUCCACCACCACGACCACCGCAGCAGAAGCGACCUCCACCACCGACGACCACGACAACACCGGCCCCAACGACGACCGCCAUUCCGGACCCUCGCGAAGAGUGUCCCGGUUCGUGUAUCGUCAGUCUCCUCAGCUUCACCUGCUUCCGUAACGCCGAAAUGACCGAUCUGUUCAAGUGCAAGAAAUCGGGCACGCAGUGCUGCGCCCCGAAGAGCAAGAUCCAGGAAGUGCAAGCCGCUGCGGCCAGCAAAACGAAGUACAACGACACCUAUCCACCGCAGGCCCUUCCUCCACCGCCGCAGAUGAUGCCGCAGCAGCCGGCAGUGCCGGGUCUUAUGGGCCAGCAGCCGUACCCGAUGGUAGGGCAGGGUUCUAUGCCACCACAGCCUCCGCAGCAGCAGGCACCACUUCCGCCGCACCAGCAGGGCUAUGGUCCACCGGCACCGAACCCCUACCCCGGGCCGAUCAGCAACAAUAUCUACGAGGUGGCCCCGACGCAACCCGCACCCUACGCACAGUCUCCGGUGUAUGAGCCUCCCACGACCACGCCACGUCCUCAGGUGUACUCGAAGUACGUCUGCGGCGUGAAGGGAACCAGCCGUGCGGCGAAGUCCUAUCUCACGCGUGAGGUUCUGCUGCUGGAGCGAGACCAUGAAGCACAGGAACAGACCACACUGUCACGCCAGGCGCGCCACAUCGACGUCGACAGUAUCUACCGGUCGAAGAGCUCCGAGCGCCUUGUGCUUGGAAGUAGCAUCGUGCCGAUACCGAUCAUCUACCACGAUCACAACGACACCGUCCCCGAGGACCUGCUGCGACACCCGAGCGUCAAGGAAAAUGCCACCGUAGUGGCCAAGUACUGGAGCAAUCACCGAAAGGGACGCGUAGUAGGCGGUGAGGAUGGCGAAAACGGUGAAUGGUGCUGGCAGGUGGCACUGAUCAACUCGCUCAACCAGUACCUCUGCGGGGCGGCCCUCAUAGGGACGCAGUGGGUCCUGACGGCGGCACACUGUGUCACCAACAUUGUUCGCUCGGGUGACGCAAUCUAUGUGCGCGUGGGAGACUACGAUCUGACGCGCAAAUAUGGCAGCCCCGGAGCACAAACACUGCGGGUGGCCACCACAUACAUUCAUCACAAUCACAACAGUCAAACGCUGGACAACGAUAUAGCGCUGCUGAAGCUGCACGGUCAGGCGGAACUGCGCGAUGGCGUUUGUUUGGUCUGCCUUCCGGCUCGAGGUGUCAGCCAUGCGGCAGGCAAGCGCUGCACGGUGACCGGCUACGGUUAUAUGGGCGAGGCGGGUCCGAUUCCGCUGCGAGUCCGCGAGGCUGAAAUACCGAUCGUCAGUGACGCCGAGUGCAUACGAAAGGUGAACGCGGUCACGGAGAAGAUCUUCAUCCUGCCGGCCUCGAGCUUCUGCGCCGGCGGCGAGGAGGGCAACGACGCCUGCCAGGGCGAUGGCGGCGGGCCGCUGGUGUGCCAGGACGAUGGGUUCUACGAGCUGGCGGGACUGGUGUCGUGGGGCUUCGGAUGCGGCCGCGUCGAUGUGCCAGGCGUGUACGUGAAGGUGUCGUCCUUCAUCGGGUGGAUCAACCAGAUCAUUAGCGUUAACAAUCAGUAG
Anopheles coustani is the source of this 2634-nucleotide messenger RNA. RefSeq names its product protein masquerade (gene mas). Lineage: Eukaryota; Metazoa; Arthropoda; Insecta; Diptera; Culicidae. The record is from RefSeq and is a predicted model, not a curated record. Bases 1 to 2634 code for a protein of 877 amino acids. The transcript is spliced from 6 exons. Gene Ontology annotation, biological process: proteolysis. Gene Ontology annotation, molecular function: serine-type endopeptidase activity.